AGGCAACCAAUUUAGUUCGCUAGAAGCACAGUGUAUACUGUAACCAGAUAGCUUUAGCGUUAGCCAGAAUUGUUAGAUCAGAACCUGACCGUCAUUAAGCCGGAUAAGUCGAAGUUUGGAAAUAUGAAUUGUUAUAGAUGUGACUUGUUGUUUAGGCUCGUAUUGAUUCGGAGUUCACGACUCACUCGAUCCUGUUGUAAGAAAUUAAAUGUACGAUAACUGUAGAUAGUUAGCCAGUUAGCUAUUACAGUUGUUUCCUAAUUAGCUAUCUGGCUAGCGUGUUUUCAAGCAAAACACUGGAAGGGUGUGUUGGCCGUACAGCUAAGAAAUUAGCUUCGAGUAUACUACGUCUGUCGCAACGACUUAAACUCGUAAUUUAGCUAACUGACAAGAGCAUGUGAUGUUUGCUUGCUAGUUAUAUACCAACUGUUUUGGAUGCGUAAGUUACAAAUCUGAACAAACAUUAAGUCCCUUACAGUCCAUCGACCGUUUUAAAACUGCAGUUCGAACACCAGCUGUGUUUUUUUGAACUAGUUGUAGUAUUUAGCAUUGGGUAGUCAGAAUAGUCAACUACGUAACAUUGUCGUACAAUUCCGUUUUACAUUGAGUAAGCUCUGACUUGUUUACAACCUGGACGGAUGUGACUGCAAAGCGAAUCUAUCGCUGUUACCGACGCAGCACUUUCGACACAAGCAAUGCCGGAGGCGUCUUUCAUGUCGACAUCUAUGAUGUUAAUCCACCUAAGAACGAAAUAUCCAAGGUCAAUGGAUCACAGCAAUCAAGCACUCAACUUUGUUGCUAGACCUCAUCAUUGUGACCGCUGUCCAGCUGAAACCACUGCAGAUUUAAUUGCUGAAAUGAGCCUGCAGCAUGCUGUCCAUUUGCACAUCAAGGGGAUAAGAGUUGAGGUGGAGUGUGUGCCAGCAGCCCAGCCGUGUCCACCACAAACUGAGCAAUGGGGAACACUGCAACCAAGUUCCGGAAGGCACUCAUCAAUGGAGAUGAGGGUCUGGCCUGCCAGCUGUAUGAGAGCAAUCCCCAAUUUAAGGAGUCACUGGACCCCAACACUUCAUACGGGGAGCCGUACCAGCACAACACCCCCCUGCACUAUGCCUCCAGACAUGCUAUGAGUCGACUGUUGAGAUCCUUCCUAUUUUGCAAAGAUGGAAACCCCAACAAGCGCAACAUUCACAAUGAGACCGCCCUACACCUACUUUGCAUGGGACCACAGAUCCUGCUGUCAGAAGGUGUGCUCCUCCCACGCAUUACCCGCCCCUUUGAAGAUGAGCAGAAGCGUGCUGACUGCCUCCAGAUGAUCCUCAAAUGGACUGGUGCCAAACUGGACCAAGGGGAGUAUGAGAGAGCCAAUAUCGAUGCCACUGACAACAAGAAAAACACCUGUUUGCACUAUGCAGCCGCCUCAGGGAUGAAGAUCUGUGUGGAGUUCCUGGUGAAGAGCAAUGCAGACCUGUUUGCAGAGAAUGAAAACAAGGAGACACCAUGCGACUGCGCUGAAAAACAGCACCACAAGGAGUUGGCACUCAGCCUUGAGGCUCAGAUGGUCUUUUCUAUGAACCCAGAGGUUGAGAACAUCGAGGCUGAGUAUGCUGCCCUUCACCACAAAGAGCCAUAUGAGGGCCUGAAGCUGCAGGAUCUCCGUAAGCUGAAGGACAUGCUGAUUGUGGAGACGGCUGACAUGCUCCAGGCCCCACUCUUCACUGCUGAAGCGCUGCUCAGGGUACACGACUGGGACAGGGAGAAGUUGCUGGAAGCCUGGAUGUCCAACCCUGAGGACUGCUGCCAGCGAUCAGGUGUUCAUAUGCCAACCCCACCCCCCAGUGGGUACAACGCUUGGGACACCCUACCAUCCCCUCGGACGCCCCGUACCACCCGUUCAUCUGUCACCUCGCCUGAUGAAAUCAGCUUAUCACCUGAAGAUGAGAGCAUACCCCUGUGCGGCAUCUGUAUGAGUGCCAUCUCUGUGUUUGAGGACCCCAUUGAUAUGUCAUGUGGGCAUGAGUUCUGCCGAACAUGCUGGGAAGGGUUUUUGAAUCUGAAGAUCCAGGAGGGAGAAGCACAUAACAUCUUUUGUCCAGCCUAUGACUGCUUCCAGCUGGUUCCUGUGGAGGUUAUAGAGAGUGUGGUUUCCCGGGAGAUGGAUAAGCGCUAUCUGCAGUUUGACAUAAAGGCAUUUGUGGAGAACAAUCCUGCGAUUCGAUGGUGCCCUACGGCGAGAUGUGAGAGAGCAGUGCGACUUAUACAACAGGGCGCUGGUGCCAUUACCUCGGAUUCCCUCAGCUUCCCCAUACUCCGAGCUCCUGCAGUGGAUUGUGGGAAAGGGCAUAUCUUCUGCUGGGAGUGUCUAGGAGAUGCCCAUGAACCAUGUGAUUGUCAAACCUGGAAGAUGUGGCUCCAGAAAGUGACUGAGAUGAAGCCAGAAGAAUUGGCUGGUGUGAGUGAAGCUUAUGAGGAUGCUGCCAAUUGCCUGUGGUUACUCACCAACUCCAAACCCUGUGCCAACUGCAAGUCACCAAUUCAGAAGAAUGAAGGCUGCAACCACAUGCAGUGUGCCAAGUGCAAAUAUGACUUCUGCUGGAUCUGUCUGGAGGAGUGGAAGAAACACAGCUCCUCCACAGGGGGGUACUAUCGCUGUACCCGCUAUGAGGUCAUCCAGCAAGUGGAAGAACAAUCCAAGGAGAUGACAGUGGAGGCUGAAAAGAAGCACAAGAGCUUUCAGGAACUGGACCGCUUCAUGCACUACUACACACGCUACAAAAACCAUGAGCACAGCUACCAGCUAGAGCAACGUCUUCUGAAAACUGCCAAAGAAAAGAUGGAACAGCUGAGCAAAGCCUUCAGUGGAAGGGAGGGCACUGCACCUGACACCAUGUUCAUUGAAGACGCUGUACAUGAGCUUCUCAAGACUCGCCGCAUCCUCAAGUGCUCUUACCCAUAUGGCUUCUUUCUGGAACCCAAAAGCACAAAGAAAGAAAUAUUUGAACUUAUGCAGACUGAUCUGGAGAUAGUGACAGAGGACCUUGCUCAGAAAGUCAACCGCCCUUACCUCCGCACACCACACCAUAAAAUUAUCCGUGCUGCCUGUCUGGUUCAACAGAAGAGACAAGAGUUCUUAGCAUCUGUUGCUCGGGGUGUGGCUCCCAAUGACUCUCCCGAAGCCCCUCGUCGCAGUUUUGCCGGUGGGACAUGGGACUGGGAGUACUUAGGCUUCGCUUCUCCUGAGGAGUAUGCAGAGUUCCAGUACCGAAGACAGCACAGGCAGCGGCGGCGUGGAGAUAUGCACAGCUUGCGCAGCAGUACCCCAGAUCCCGAAGAUCCCAGUGGCAGCACUUUAGAAAGCAACAGUUGCUUCCAGCUCCAGGACAAAGAGAACCAAGAUGAGGACUGGCUUUUCUACAGCGCAAUUGAUUCACAGCAGGUGUCAAAGUCAAGAGUUUCCUUGGACAAGCCUGCACCAUUCAGAACCAUCUGCACUCAAGCAGUAAGACUGACAAACAUCCAGGCACCAACUAGCUUAGGAAAUUUCUGUUUGUUCUUUGCUUUUAAGGAAUUUUGUCACUGAGUAUAUGCGAAGUUGUGUGUAGAUUAUAUCGUCUCUUGUUAAUUAGCUGCAGCUGCCUAGCCUGCAUAGUUAAGCGUACAUACUCUUACUUACAUUAGCUUACAGUCUGUCGUCCUUUUAACCGGAGAUCUGUGCAUGUCAUCUCUCAUGCACUAACAUACUCAUUCGAUAUAUGGUCUCUUACAUUUAGAAUACAAAGGUAUUCUGAAAUUAGCUAGAUGUAGCUAACUUCAGUAGUCUUUUAUCCACCCCGUUCCCCUGAAUUCCAGGCCAGCUUUUAGCAGCACAUGCUAAAAGCUGAUUCAUAGGUUCGCUCCAACAGAGGAGCUUUUGUUCCCUGCCCCACGUGUGCUGGAGAACACACAUGACUAGACACACGCAGAACAGUCUAGUCCUGCUUUUAUUUCAUUUUCUAUUUAGCCUUUAAUUAUUUUAGUUUUGUUUGUUAUUUUUGAUUGUUUGAUAUUUGUUAAAUAAAUUCUAUUUUAUUAAACCAUUGGUCUGAUUAUUAUUCGCAUAAAUGCUUGAGCUUACCUCCUCAAAGAACUUAUGCAAGAUAUCAUUGGUUAUUGUUUUAAUAUUUAAUAUUGAAAUACAUAAUCGGGAUUUAAUUAAUUUUAUGUGAUUGAUUAAUUAUGAUUAUACUUUGUGAGGAUUAUUAAAACGGAUAAGUUUUAAUUAUUUGUCCUUACUGAUCUACAAUUCGUAGAGGUGUUUUUCCCCACACCACCAUGCUUCACCAUAGGGAUGGUAUUGGCCAGGUAAUGAGCGGUACCUGGUUUCCUCCAGACGUGACGCUUGGCAUUGUGGCCAAAGAGUUCAAUCUUGGUUUCAUCAGACCAGAGAAUCUUGUUUCUCAUGGUCUAAGAGACCUUUAGAGUCCCUGCAGAAAUUUUGUUGUAUCCUUCCCCUGAUCUGUACCUUGACACAAUCCUGUCUCGGAGGUCUACAGACAAUUUCUUGUACUGCAUGGCUUGGUUUUUGCUCUGACAUGCACUGUCAACUGUGGGACCUUAUAUAAACAGGUGUGUGCCUUUCCAAAUCAAGUCCAAUCAAUUGAAUUUACCACAGGUGGACUCCAAUCAAGUUAUAGAAACAUCUCAAGUAUGAUCAAUGGAAACAGGAUGCACUUGAGCUCAAUUUUGAGUGUCAUAGCAAAGGGUCUAAAUACGUAUAUAAAUGUGAUAUUUCCGUUUUUUAUUUUUAAUAAAUUUGCAAGAAUUUCUAUUCCAGUGGGUCAAAAGUUUACAUACACCAAGUUGACUGUCACUUUAAACAGUAUUCCAGAAAUUGAUGUAAUGACUUUACAUAAGCUUCUCAUUAGCCAAUUGUCAUAAUUAGGAGUGAAUUCUGAGUUAAUUGGCACCUGUGACUGUAUUUAAGGGCCUACCUUUAGAGCCACUGCCUUCUUACCCUUGAUGUCAUGGGAAAAUCAAAGCAACUCAGCCGAGACCUCAGAAGAGAAAUUGUGGACCUCCACAAGCGCAGUUCCUCCUUAGGAGCAAUUUCCAAACAACUGAAGGUACCAAGAGCAUCUGGACAAACAAUUGUAGGAAAAUAUAAAAAUCUUGGGACCACACAGACACUGCAUCAUUCAGGAUGGAGGCACAAAUUAACUCCCAGGACCGAAUGAACUUUGGUCCAAAAGGUUCAACUGAACCCCAAGACAACAACAAAGGAACUAGUGAAGGAGUUGGAGGCAUCAGGUACCAAAGUAUCUACAUCCACCAUUAAGAUAAUCCUACAUUGCCAUAGCCUGAAAGGCUGUCACGCAAAGGAAGAAGCCCCUACUCAAAGACCAGUAUAAAGAAGCCAGAAUAAAGUUGUAACAAAAUGGUUUAAAUACAACAAAGUGAAAGUAUUGGAGUGGCCAUCACAAAGCCCUGACCUGAAUCCAUAGACCGUAUAAAGAUAUGGACGAAGUGUGUCAUGACGUCACCCACUGAUUUGCAAUGGUUAGUGCUCACUGGUGCAUGAAGCCCAAACUAGGGCGCAGCCAUUGCCCAUUGCAACCAACGCAAGCUCAGUGGAGUCCAGGACUAUGGGAAACUCCACCCUGACUACCUUACAUGGUAAUUAGACACACCCACGUCUGGAAUACGAGCGUGUCCGUGUAACCACAGAACCGUAAUCAACAGCGGAGUCAUAGCGAGAGGAUCCUCCUAGUACAACCGUGCUGAAAUGCUGAUAUUUAGCUAGAUCUCGCUGACUUGUAUUGAGGUUACCCACACAGACCAGCAAUAAUUUCAGGUUAAAAAUGUUGCACAAACACUCGUAAACAUUUGAAUGUUAUGUCGGUAGCCUAGCUAUUUUAAAAACGGUCUAUGGUGCUACCACAAAACCAUGGUCAAUAGCUCAUAGUGAGAGGACCCUGUGGAAGUAUGGGUUUUCUUCAUUCUUUUAAUGUUUUUACAUUUCUUCUUAUUAAAGAUUGUUCUGAUCAAGAAUAUAUUUAAAUGUAUGUGAUUAUGGGAUGAUCUCUGAAGAACAAUAGGUAUUCUGUGUUAUGUCUAUUUGUAACUAAGGAAAGACAGUGGUCUCCUUGUACACUGAUGCAUACUACCUAGAGAAUCUUUGAACCCCAGUUGCAGGAGGGAAAAUUGUAAACAUUUACUUAAGUGGAAUUUUGUAAGUAACUUCUGGUGGGAAACAGUCUUGUGCAGAAGACCUUUGAGUUGUAAGAGAAGAGAAAGGAUACUGAUUUAGAAAGAACUGAUUUGCUAUAUCUAGUAAAUGUAUAGAUUAUAUUCUAUUAAAAUGAAUGAAUGAAAAUCAAA
Anguilla rostrata (American eel) is the source of this 6357-nucleotide messenger RNA. RefSeq names its product ankyrin repeat and IBR domain-containing protein 1. The transcript has 19 exons. Gene Ontology annotation, cellular component: ubiquitin ligase complex; cytoplasm. Gene Ontology annotation, biological process: protein polyubiquitination; ubiquitin-dependent protein catabolic process; positive regulation of proteasomal ubiquitin-dependent protein catabolic process. NCBI's taxonomy places the organism in Eukaryota, Metazoa, Chordata, Actinopteri, Anguilliformes, Anguillidae. The record is from RefSeq and is a predicted model, not a curated record. Gene Ontology annotation, molecular function: ubiquitin protein ligase activity; zinc ion binding; ubiquitin conjugating enzyme binding. Bases 956 to 3580 code for a protein of 874 amino acids.